Molecule: messenger RNA, 687 nt
Organism: Scleropages formosus (Asian bonytongue)
Lineage: Eukaryota; Metazoa; Chordata; Actinopteri; Osteoglossiformes; Osteoglossidae
Gene: cldn35
Product: claudin 35
Exons: 1
Coding region: 1-687 (228 amino acids)
Cellular component (GO): membrane; bicellular tight junction
Molecular function (GO): structural molecule activity
Source: RefSeq, a predicted model, not a curated record
AUGGUGAACACAAGUCUGCAGCUGAUCAGCUUCACGUGCGCUGUCACUGGCUGGGUGAUGGCCAUCGCCGUCACGGCGCUGCCGCAGUGGAAGGUGUCCGCCUUCAUCGGCAGCAACAUCCUCACGUCGGAGAUCGUGUGGGAGGGUAUCUGGAUGAACUGCAUCUACCAGACAACAGGCCACAUGCAGUGCAAGACGUACGAUUCGAUGCUGGCGCUGCCGGCGGACAUCCAGGCGGCACGGGCGCUCAUGUGCGUCGCCAUCUUCCUUGGCUGGCUCUCCUGCACCGUGUCCUGCUGUGGCAUGAAGUGCACCACGUGCGCUGGCGAUGACCGUCAGGCCAAGGCGAGCAUCGCACUCACAGGAGGGGUGCUCUUUAUCCUCACAGGUCUCUGUGUGCUCGUACCCGUCUCCUGGGCCGCCAACACCGUGGUGCGGAACUUCUACAAUGCGGCCGUGCCGCCAGUACACAAGCGUGAGCUGGGCCAGGCCAUCUACCUUGGCUGGGCCGCUGCGGUCAUCCUCAUGCUGAGCGGCGCGGUGCUCAGCAGCACCUGUCCCCAUAGCGACCAGGGCAGGUACCGCCGAGGCUAUGUGGGCCGCAGCUUCGCCAACAGCCGGCCUUCAGCCCCCGACCCCCCCAAGCCCAUCUCCACCAGCGGACAGCCCCUGAAGGAGUACGUCUGA